AUGCAUCACGCCGCACAGCCGGGGGCAUCGCAUGUCGAUACACACCGUCCCGCUCUCUUCAUCUUCGCCUUUCCUUCCGCGUUCGCUGGUCGUUCUUCCGUUAAUUUCCCUCCCUCUCCUGACCUUGACACGUUCCUGGUGGACGCCCUUCCCUUCGUUCUCUCGCCGCCUUCCUUUCCUGCUACACACAACUCAAACAACCACUUGGCUAUGUCUGCCCUCGCCCUCCCGCUCAUCCUCUCUUUUCUCUCUCUCGCUUCGGCUGCCCCCACGCCCGAUAAAGUAACCGUCAUGCUCCCGUUCGCCGACGCGGCGCCUGUCUCCGCAAAGGUCCUCGGCGUCGAUGGCGCUGGACACACGACAUACGAGGUCGUUGCGCCGGUCACGAUGGGCGGCGGCACCGUCGCGGGCUUCACUGCCACUGCAACACUCGUUGCCGGCCCAUCUUACGUGGCCCUCUCCGAGGCGGCGAUGUACCCCGCAGCCUCGGCAAUGGUCCUCAACGGGAUCGCCUGCAGCAUGGACGGCGCGAGCGCUGCAUGCGCGAUGCAGACGCUGGUCGGAAGCCAGUUCAGCACCGCGACAAUGGCGCUGCCGACCGCGUCGCUGCAGGCCGAGGUGCUGGACGUGCUGCCGGGCGGCGCUGUCAACAACGCCGCCGCUGAUCCGAGUGCGAGUGGCAGCAGUGCCGGUGCCGGAGCGAGCGGCGCCGCGGGGAGCAGUGCGGCGAAUAGCGCUGGGAGCAGCUCGACCGGCAGCAGCGCCGCGCCGGCCGGGACGACGCCGGCGGGUAGCAAUACGAGCGGCGCACCGCCGGCGCAGUCCAGCAAGUCGGCGGCGGGCCGCGGUGUCGCGCUUGGGCCGGCGGGCAUGGGCGUGAGUCUUGUGGUUGGCGUGGCUUCGCUGGUCGGCGCAUUGCUGGUGGUGUAG
Messenger RNA from Mycena indigotica, 930 nucleotides. RefSeq lists its product as uncharacterized. The coding region runs from base 1 to 930 and encodes 309 amino acids. The record is from RefSeq and is a predicted model, not a curated record. NCBI's taxonomy places the organism in Eukaryota, Fungi, Basidiomycota, Agaricomycetes, Agaricales, Mycenaceae. The transcript is spliced from 3 exons.